This is a messenger RNA of Rotaria sp. Silwood2, 1560 nucleotides long. The record is from the annotation of a GenBank genome assembly. NCBI's taxonomy places the organism in Eukaryota, Metazoa, Rotifera, Eurotatoria, Philodinida, Philodinidae.
AUGUCUACCAAACAAUUAAAAACUGUUGAAAUUGCCGAAAUACUUAAACAAGAAAUUGCUAAUAUUAGUUCUAAUAGUGAUUUAGAAGAAGUAGGACAAGUUAUCACGGUUGAAGAUGGUAUUGCUAAAAUAUAUGGUAUUAAUAAAGUUGAAGCCGGAGAAGUAGUGGAAUUUGAGUCAGGAAUUAAAGGCCUUGUCAUUAGUCUUGAAACCAACUCGGUAAGUGUAAUAAUAAUAGGCGAAGAUUGGGAAGUCAAACAAGGAGACACUACCAAAAGAACUAAAAAAAUCUUACAAGUACCUGUGGGCAAGGCAUUACUGGGCAGAAUAGUAGAUGGAAUAGCUAACCCUAUUGACGGUAAGGGCCCGAUUAUCACAGAUACUUAUCGAAAUGUAGAAGAAAAAGCUCCCGGAAUAAUUGCAAGGAAAAGUGUUAAUCAACCAGUACAAACCGGCAUUAAGGUAAUCGAUGCUUUAAUACCUAUCGGAAGGGGUCAAAGAGAACUAAUUAUUGGUGAUAGGCAAAUAGGUAAAACUGCUAUUGCGAUUGAUACGAUCAUUAAUCAAAAACAAGCACAUCUUGAGGGAGACGAGCAAAACAAAAUUUACUGUAUUUAUGUAGCUAUAGGACAAAAAAGAUCAACAGUAGCCGGGGUAGUAAAAAAAUUAGAAGAUGCAGGAGCAAUGGAAUAUACCGUCGUGGUAGCAGCAACUGCUUCUGACCCAGUUGCGCUGCAAUAUAUAGCACCUUAUAGUGCUUGUAGUAUUGGAGAAUAUUUUCGCGAUAAUGGGAUGCAUGCUUUAAUUAUUUAUGAUGAUUUAAGCAAACAUGCGGUUGCUUAUAGGCAAAUCUCCCUUUUACUUCGUAGAUCUCCAGGACGCGAAGCCUAUCCAGGGGAUGUAUUUUAUUUACACUCUCGCUUAUUAGAACGAGCUGCCAAAUUAUCGGAUGAAUUAGGUGGAGGAUCUCUUACAGCUUUACCGAUUAUUGAGACACAAGCAGGAGACGUUUCAGCGUAUAUUCCAACUAAUGUUAUCUCAAUAACAGAUGGGCAAAUUUUUCUAGAAAAUGAACUUUUUUAUCAAGGAAUCAGACCUGCAGUAAAUAUUGGGCUAUCAGUAAGUCGAGUAGGGUCAGCAGCACAAGUAAAAUCUAUGAAGCAGGUAGCAGGCACAGCUAAGCUAGACCUAGCACAAUUUAGAGAAUUAGCGGCCUUCUCCCAAUUUAGUUCUGAUUUAGAUCCUGCCACUAGCAAGUUAAUUAAUCAUGGAGCCAAACUAAACGAAAUAUUAAAGCAAAAUCAAUACCACCCUUUCCCCAUAGAAGAACAAGUAGUUAGCCUUUACUCUGGGAUUAAAGGCUACCUAGAUAGUAUACCUAUUGAUCGAGUAAAAGAAUUUGAGGACAAAUUAUUGCAAGAACUAAAGCUUAGCAAUAAAGAUAUUUUAAUAAAAAUUAAAGAACAAGGUAAACUUACUGAAGAAAUAGAGCAAAAAUUAAAAAUUUUUUUAGAAGAAUUUAUAAAGAAUUUUUUAUCUACAAAUUUUAAGGAGUUAUGA